This is a messenger RNA of Dromiciops gliroides (monito del monte), 1122 nucleotides long. It is a transcript of the gene DRGX, whose product is annotated as dorsal root ganglia homeobox. Gene Ontology annotation, molecular function: RNA polymerase II transcription regulatory region sequence-specific DNA binding; DNA-binding transcription factor activity, RNA polymerase II-specific. The record is from RefSeq and is a predicted model, not a curated record. Gene Ontology annotation, biological process: regulation of transcription by RNA polymerase II. NCBI's taxonomy places the organism in Eukaryota, Metazoa, Chordata, Mammalia, Microbiotheria, Microbiotheriidae. The transcript is spliced from 6 exons. The coding region runs from base 24 to 809 and encodes 261 amino acids.
CCGAACCUGCUUCCCAGUUUGCAAUGUUUUAUUUCCACUGUCCUCCGCAGUUAGAGGUAGGCACUGCACCCUUUGGCAACCACACCACAGGUGAUUUUGAUGAUGGGUUUUUAAGGAGAAAACAACGUCGGAAUAGGACCACUUUCACUCUUCAGCAGCUGGAAGCUCUGGAGGCAGUCUUUGCCCAAACCCACUAUCCAGAUGUCUUCACCAGAGAAGAGCUAGCCAUGAAAAUCAACCUCACAGAAGCCAGAGUGCAGGUAUGGUUUCAGAAUCGAAGAGCAAAAUGGAGGAAAACAGAAAGAGGGGCUUCCGAUCAGGAGGGCCCCAAAGAGCCAAUGACAGAGGUGACCCCACCAGUGAGAAACAUCAAUUCCCCCUCCCCAGUGGAACAAACUCGGAACAAAAAGGAUACCCUGGAGGCCCAGCAGAGCCUGAGUCGAACUGUGGGCCCCACAGGUCCUUUCUUCCCUUCGUGCUUACCUGGAACGCUCCUGAACACAGCCACCUACGCUCAAGCUUUGUCACAUGUUGCUUCAUUGAAAGGGGGCCCACUGUGCUCUUGCUGUGUUCCAGAUGCCAUGGGGCUCUCUUUCCUCCCUACUUAUGGCUGCCAGAGUAAUCGUACGGCUAGCGUGGCUGCCCUCCGCAUGAAAGCCCGGGAGCACUCAGAGGCUGUCCUGCAGUCUGCCAACCUCCUGCCUCCUACCAGCAGCAGCCCCACCCCACCCACCAAACCCAACCCAGAGAAUAGCCAAGACAAGACGCCCCCCGCCAAGGAACAGAAUGAGGGGGAGAAGAGUGUAUGAGUUGCUAAAGUCACAGAUUGAUUUUAAUAAACCCUACUAUGUCCUCCUCCCUUCCUUGUCUCCUCUCCUCAGCCCCCAAGCAGAAACGUUUAACACAAGUUGUGAGGUGGAUCCCCACAUCCUAGACAGCCUUUUGUGUAGUGGAGCACCAUGGAGUCUUCCUGGAGAUCAGAGAGAUAAAAGGGACAGAAGGAUGAAUCCUUUGGCUGCACACGACAUAGUCCUUCUUGAAAGCUGAUGGAUGAGUCUGUGUAACUUAUUUAUUUAUUCACGUAUUUGUUUGUUGCUCAUUUGUCCCUCUUGCUGUUGGGCA